Molecule: messenger RNA, 2649 nt
Organism: Colossoma macropomum (tambaqui)
Lineage: Eukaryota; Metazoa; Chordata; Actinopteri; Characiformes; Serrasalmidae
Product: collagen alpha-1(XXIII) chain
Exons: 32
Coding region: 106-1968 (620 amino acids)
Source: RefSeq, a predicted model, not a curated record
ACACAGCGAUCUCGAGAGAGAGAGAGAGAGCGAGAGAGAGAGAGAGAGAGAGAAAGAGAGACUGACUGACUGGUUGGUGAGCGGUGCGGAGGCUCUCGGCAUUUCAUGAUGGAUCCUGUCUCGUGCAAGGCUGCGGGCAGCGAGGGCUCCGGGAAGCAGCGCGCACUGAAGGCUCCGCGCCUCGCGCUGCUCAUCCCCACCGCCUGCCUCGCGCUGGCUGUGGGCGCCGUGGCGCUCAGCCUCCUGGUGACCUUCAGGAGCCAGGACAUGGAGAGCCGGCUGCUCGCGCUGGAGAAGGACAGGGCAGCGUGCGCCCCAGUGGACACACGGACUCAGGACCGGACAGUACCGGAGCAGUCUGGACCGCCUGUAAUGACGGAGGAGCUGCGCGAGCUGGUGGAAAUAAUCGUGCAAGAAAGGCUGAGCGAAGUGCUGCCGAGAAUCCGCCUGGCGAGAGACCUGACCCAGGAGUGCAACUGUCCCCCAGGCCCUCCAGGGAAGCGUGGGAGAAUAGGCAGACGAGGAGAUCCUGGACCCCCAGGCAAAGCUGGACGGGAUGGUUACCCGGGACCUCUCGGCUUGGACGGUAAACCCGGUCCUCCUGGGGCUAAAGGAAGUCAGGGGCCGGCUGGACCAAAGGGAGAUAAGGGUGACCAGGGAGAAGCCGGGCCAAGGAUGGUCUUUCCUCGCUAUGACCAUGGUUUCAUCUCUGCUGACCAGCCCACCUUCCAGAGACGUAUGCUGAAGGGUGACCAAGGACAGGCUGGUCCACCUGGCCCACCUGGCCCCCCAGGGGCCUCAGGACCGAGAGGUCCUCCUGGGAACACUGGGAAGGAUGGACCCCGAGGACCCCCUGGAGAGCCAGGUGCCCCUGGGCGUGAUGGAAUGGAGGGACCCAGAGGCUUACCAGGAGAUCCGGGUGAAGACGGUCAGUCAGGUUAUCCAGGCCCCCAGGGACCUCCAGGGUUGAAGGGAGAACAGGGUGAACCAGGAUUCAAGGGUGACAGAGGCAUGGAUGGCCUUCCUGGACUGAAGGGUGAUAAAGGAGAUAUUGGGGAAAGUGGGCCUCAGGGAGAGAUGGGUCCUCCUGGGGAGAAAGGUGCAACAGGCUCCAGUGAUGUAAUCGCCUUCAAUGACAAACUCCUAGAUGCUUUUCAGGCAAUCAAAACCAUCAGUGUCUCGGGGCCUGCUGGUCCUCCUGGACCACCCGGACCACCUGGAAAGGAUGGUUCCAAGGGAGAGUUGGGCCUUCCUGGACCAGCUGGACUUGACGGCGAGAAGGGGCAGAAAGGAGAAAUUGGUGACCCAGGUGAUCCUGGAGAGAGAGGAGAGAAAGGAGAAAUGGGGCUUUCUGGUCCAGCUGGAAUGGACGGGCAGAAAGGAGAGAAGGGAGACAGUCGGCUAGAAGACAAUCUGGUUCAAAUGAUUUCUCAACCAGGACCACCAGGGCCUCCAGGUCCCAGAGGACCUCCUGGAUUCAUGGGUCAUCAUGGCAUGCCUGGUCCAAAAGGUGAUCCAGGAGAGAGUAUCAAAGGAGAGAAGGGUGACAGUGGUGCUCCAGGAAUCCAAGGUCCACAUGGCGCUCAAGGACCUCCAGGUCCAGCAGGAUUGGUUGGCCUUCCAGGCUCCAAAGGUGAAAAAGGAAAGCAGGGAGAGCCUGGAUUAGAUGGGUUUCCUGGCCUGGUAGGAGAUAAAGGAGACACAGGAGAGAAAGGAGAAAAGGGUGACCGCGGCUCUGUGGGGAAGAGAGGGCUGAAGGGGCAGAAAGGAGAGCAGGGUCCGCCUGGGUUAGACCAGCCCUGUCCUGUGGGUUCUGCUGGAUGUAAGGGUCAGUCGGGGGAAAGGGGGCAGUCUCGGCCAGAGCCUCCCUGCCCAGUGGGUCCAGAUGGGCUUCCUAUAGCAGGCUGCUGGCACAAGGAGGAAGGGAUGCUCCAGAAACUCAAGCGAAAGCGCCUCUCCCAACCUUGACUCUGCGAACGGAGGAGUUAAACACUCAAUCAGUCACGUCUUCACGACGGAAACUGAAGACCGGCAAACUGCCCUCCAUCAGAAGGGCUAACAGGGGACAUACCAGGCUCUCAUGAUCGUCCACAUUUUCCACUGAGGAUGUUUGACACUAGCUGUUCAACGGCUACAGAAAGGAUGACAAACCUGAGAUUGGCUUCAUUAGCGCAAGCUGACCGUUUGUAACAGUGUCAAAAAGAAUGUCUGGCAUGGAAUUUAUAUUGAAGAGCUAAAUGAUUUUGAGGUUUUCUGAUGAUGUAUCAUUCAUUUCUUGAUCUACUAUUGUUGUUGUGCUUUUUUUCUACUCUCCCUAUGAUUUACAACAAUCUUCAGUAGGCCUGUCACAAUUAUUACAUCAUCGCCAGAUCACAAUUAUUUGGGCUGAGUGCCGUUGUUUUAGCUGACCACCAUUAUUUUCCACAGUUGUAAACUUCCACAAUCAUGUGUUUAUGUUGUAACUGAAACAGGUGUGUUGAACCAAACACAGUCAUAUGUAAAGGUCUGAACACCCCUUAGUAAAAUUAUGUGUGAAAAGAACUUAAAUAUGGCAUUUUUUUCUGCAAGUCUUGGGGCGUUACUGAAUUUAACAUGCUGGAAAAAAUAAAACAUACAUUUUUUGUUUGUUAAACUCAGCAAAUAAACAGU